Molecule: messenger RNA, 837 nt
Organism: Staurois parvus
Lineage: Eukaryota; Metazoa; Chordata; Amphibia; Anura; Ranidae
Source: the annotation of a GenBank genome assembly
GCUAAAGACAGCGAUGACGAUGAGGAGAUUGUACAUGUGGAUCGGGAUCAUUUUAUGGAUGAAUUCUUUGAACAGGUGGAAGAGAUCCGGGGCUGUAUAGAAAAGCUGUCAGAAGAUGUGGAGCAGGUGAAGAAACAGCACAGCGCCAUCUUGGCAGCACCAAAUCCUGAUGAGAAAACUAAACAGGAGCUGGAGGAUCUCACGGCCGACAUCAAGAAAACGGCCAACAAAGUCCGCUCCAAGUUGAAAGCAAUUGAGCAAAGCAUUGAGCAGGAAGAGGGUCAGAAUCGCUCCUCAGCCGACCUGCGUAUCCGGAAAACACAGCACUCUACGCUGUCCCGCAAGUUUGUGGAGGUGAUGACAGAGUACAAUGCAACGCAGUCAAAAUACAGAGACCGCUGCAAGGACCGCAUCCAGAGACAGCUGGAAAUCACUGGAAGAACCACGACCAAUGAAGAGCUGGAAGACAUGUUGGAGAGUGGGAAGCUGGCCAUAUUCACAGAUGACAUCAAGAUGGACUCCCAGAUGACCAAACAAGCUCUUAAUGAGAUUGAGACACGACACAAUGAGAUCAUAAAGCUGGAAAACAGCAUCCGAGAGCUGCAUGACAUGUUCGUAGACAUGGCUAUGCUCGUGGAGAGUCAGGGGGAGAUGAUAGACCGUAUUGAGUAUAACGUGGAGCACUCCGUGGACUAUGUGGAACGAGCGGUGUCUGAUACCAAGAAAGCUGUGAAAUAUCAGAGCAAAGCACGAAGGAAGAAAAUUAUGAUUAUCAUCUGUUGUGUUGUGUUGGGUGUUGUCUUGGCCUCCUCUAUCGGAGGAACGCUGGGAUUCUGA